CCCGCUUUGAAAUCCAGCCACAGCCCUUGGCUCUGCAACUCCUGCAGCAGGGAGUUCCCCAGCUCUGCGUGACGUGAAGGGCCAUAGACAUGUCUGCCACACAGCCCAGGCAGUGGUAACUCUCUGCUGGGCCUUCUCCUAGGAGGCCCCAUCUCCUCUUGUCCUGGUGCAGGAGAAAGACACCGGCCCACCCCGCAGGACCCGCGAGCUGCCAGCCAUGUACACCUUGAUGGGAGGCGGGCUAUUGUGUGCGGUCUCAGGCCUGGUCCUUCUCAUCGUUGCCACGGCGACCGACUUCUGGAUGCAGUAUCGCUACUCGGAGAACUUGAGCAACCAGGGGCUCUGGAGGUUUUGCGUGAGCGGCAAGUGCCACCCCCACACCGUCAGCAUUGGAGCGACUCUCCGGGUCGUAUCUAGGAUGCAGCUCAUGCAAAAUGCAGCCACUCACAUCCUGCCAGCCUUCUGGGACGCCACCCGGGCAUUCAUGCUGCUCUCCAUCCUCUCCUGCUUCGCGGGCAUCAUCCUGGGCCUCACCGCCUUCUCCAGCAACGCCAGGGCAUCCCGCACCCGCUCCGCCGGCAUCACCCUGCUGAUCGCUGGUCUCUUGGCAUUGCUGGGGCUGGCGGUGUACACUGGCGUGACGGUGAAUUUCUUCGGUAAGCGCUACGCUAACUGGCGCUUCUCCUGGUCCUACAUCCUGGGCUGGAUCGCUGUCAUCCUCACCCUCUCGGCAGGCAUUUUCCACAUCUGUGCUGUCUCCAAGAGGCCGUCCCCGGAGAGCUCCAACGUGGCGAGCGGCUGAGCGGGCACCACACCCGCCUGGACGCACGGUCCUGACAGCUCCCCACCCUCACCCCCUGCCCUUGCUCUGACGGCUCCCCCCCCCUCCAGUGACAUGCACCUGGUCCCGGCCAAUUCCCGUCCUCCAGUGCCACCUGCCAGGUCCCGGCCAAUCCCUGCCCUCCAGUGAUACCCGCCAGGCCCCGGCCAAUCCCUGCCCUCCAGUGAUACCCGCCAGGCCCUGGCCAAUCCCUGCCCUCCACUGCCAUCUGCCAGGCCCCGGCCAAUCCCCACCCUCCAGUGAUACCCGCCAGGCCCCGGCCAAUCCCUGCCCUCCAGUGAUACUCGCCAGGCCCCGGCCAAUCCCUGCCCUCCACUGCCAUCUGCCAGGCCCCAGCCAAUCCCCACCCUCCAGUGAUACCCGCCAGGCCCCGGCCAAUCCCUGCCCUCCAAUGCCACCCGCUAGGCCCCAGGCCAAUCUUCACCCUCCAGUGACACCCGCCAGGCCCCGGCCAGUCCCCACCCUCCAGUGACACCCAACAUGGCGUCCUCUGCCCUGUUCCAGCCCCCUCCCCUUGGCCAGGUGUGGUGCCCAGUGCUGGCCUUGAUCCUGAUGUGCCAGUGAUCUGAAUGUGCCAAUAAAGCAGCC
Molecule: messenger RNA, 1429 nt
Organism: Mauremys reevesii (Reeves's turtle)
Lineage: Eukaryota; Metazoa; Chordata; Testudines; Geoemydidae
Product: lens fiber membrane intrinsic protein-like
Exons: 5
Coding region: 218-802 (194 amino acids)
Cellular component (GO): plasma membrane
Molecular function (GO): structural constituent of eye lens
Source: RefSeq, a predicted model, not a curated record